AUGGCGGACACCACGACCGAGAAGGCGGCGCCGACCGAGCAAGUUCACUCUCCCACUCAGUCCAUGGGCGAGCAUGAAGUCGAAAUCCCAAAUGGGUGGAUGUAUCGUGGCCGCAAGAUCGGCGGGUUGAGGUUGCCAUGGUAUGCCAGUCCAGAGUCGCAACUUGUGCUGGUGGCCUUUGUGUGUUUCUUGUGUCCUGGCAUGUUUAACGCACUUGGUGGACUCGGUGGUGGAGGACAACUCAAUGCCCACGCUGCUGAUGGGUCGAAUACCGCACUCAACGCGACCUUCGCCAUCGUCGCCUUCUUUGCUGGCACUAUCACAAACAAGCUCGGCAUCAGGCUCUCGCUUUCCUUCGGAGGCAUCGGCUAUUGCAUCUAUGUCGCCAGCUACUUGAGCUACAACCACACUCAGAAUUAUGGCUUCAUGAUCUUCGCAGGCGUUCUCCUUGGCGCAUGUGCUGGCAUUCUAUGGGCUGCUCAAGGCGCCAUCAUGAUGUCCUAUCCACCCGAGGCCGACAAAGGCAAAUAUAUCAUGGUCUUUUGGGGUAUCUUUAACCUUGGUGGUGUGAUCGGCAGCUUGGUGCCUCUGGGCGAAAAUAUUCAUGUUGCUUCAAACAGCACAGUCACCGACGGCACCUACGUUGGCUUCCUCGUCCUCACCUUCCUUGGAGCUUGCCUGGCGUGGAGCUUGUGUGAUGCUAAGAAAGUUGUGAGAUCUGAUGGGUCGAGGGUGAUCUUGAUGCAGCACCCCUCCUGGAAGUCGGAGUUCCUAGGCCUGUGGGAAACAUUACGCUCGGAUCCUUGGAUUGUGCUUCUGUGGCCCAUGUUCUUCGCGAGCAAUUGGUUUUACACUUACCACUUCAGCGAUGUCAACCUUGCACAAUUUAACACGAGGACACGCGCUCUGAACAACACUUUAUACUGGUCGUCACAGAUCUUUGGCGCUGCCACUUUCGGCCUUGCUUUGGACUCGAAGAGAUUCGGCCGGCCAAUGCGUGCAAAGAUUGCUUGGGUGGCUCUCUUCGUCAUCACCAUGGCAAUCUGGGGUGGUGGAUAUGCCUUUCAAAAGGGUUACACCCGUGAGAUGGUCGCCGCCAAGACCUAUGUCAAGAUGGACUGGACUACGAAGGGAUACGUGGGACCGAUGUUUCUCUAUAUGUUUUAUGGAUUUUACGACGCUGCAUGGCAGACUUGCAUCUACUGGUUCAUGGGCGCAAUGACGAACAACAGCCGCAAGCUGGCAAAUUAUGCCGGCUUCUACAAAGGCAUCCAGAGCGCUGGUGCUGCUAUCAUCUGGAGGCUUGAUGGCAUCCCAAACGCGCCGUCGUACAUGGCACUCUUCGGAUCCUGCUGGGGUCUGCUUGCUGGUGGUCUGCUAAUUGCAGCACCUGUCAUGCUGCUGAGGAUCACGGAGACCGUUCCCGUUGAAGAGGAUGUCAAAUUUUCCGACGAGACCGUUGAGGACGUCUUAGGCCACAAGGGUCACGUCUUCCCCGAGAUCGAGAAGGUCUAA
This is a messenger RNA of Recurvomyces mirabilis, 1515 nucleotides long. RefSeq lists its product as uncharacterized. NCBI's taxonomy places the organism in Eukaryota, Fungi, Ascomycota, Dothideomycetes, Mycosphaerellales, Teratosphaeriaceae. Gene Ontology annotation, biological process: transmembrane transport. The transcript is spliced from 4 exons. Bases 1 to 1515 code for a protein of 504 amino acids. The record is from RefSeq and is a predicted model, not a curated record. Gene Ontology annotation, molecular function: transmembrane transporter activity.